AUGUGUUCAAUUCCUGGUUUGCCAAAGGCUGGAUCAGAUAUUACUGUUCAUCUCACAAGAGUAAACAUAAACCCUCACAGUGUCUUUGUGGAAUUUGGAGGAAAUUUAAAUAAUGGACAAGAGACCAGAGAUGUGACUCAAGUCAAUAAACUGAAAGAGAUUGGAGUUCCUAGCAUGAAACAACAUAAUUUUGAAGGUGAUCCUGGUGAUGUAUGUCUUGCAUAUGAAGACAAAACUUGGCAUAGAGCAAGGAUAUUGUCCAGGUAUGAACAUGAUUACUAUGUAUUCUUAAUUGAUGAUGGAAAAUCACUUUGGGCAUCUAGCAAAAAUUUGGCAAAUUGUCCACACAACCUUUGCAGUGUACCUCCUAAUGUUGAGCUUUGUAUAUUGACCGGUGUAUCACCUCUGUGUCUUGAGGGCACAUGGUCUCAGGCUGCUUCAAAGUUUAUCAGAUCCUUGUGUGGGAAAAGCAUUUCUGGGCAUGUUCAGGAUGUGCUGACACCUAACAGGAUCAUCCUCCUUGACAUUCCAAUUGUAUCUAAACAAAUGUAUGAACUUGGAUUUGCCAGAAAGAUGCCUAAUAAGGACUUUAAAAACCUUGUAACCAGUUCACUACUUUCACCAAAAGGAAAUGCUUCUGAAUGUGCACAAACAGAUUUUGCCAUGACAAAUGUUCAAAAUGAGCAUGCCAAUGACCCUGACAAGUUGCAUCAAUACUUGUACCCAGAGUUGUUGCCUGGAACAGUUGAAAUUGUAACCGUAACACAGGUAAUUCAUCCAUUGAAAAUGUUUUGCAAAUUGCAUGUCUUUUCCCAAGAGCUCAAGAAAUUAAGUGAACAGCUCCACAAAUACUAUGAAGGUGCCUUUCCUACUCUGAUGCCAACAAAACUGUCUGAUGGGUCACCAUGUGCAACCAAAGGAAGUGAUGGCAAGUGGUAUCGAUCUGUACUUCAGCAGAACACUUUCUCUGAUGUUGUCAAGGUCUUUCAUGUUGAUUAUGGAAUUGGAGAUUUUGUUAAACUCUGCAAUAUCAGAACUUUGUCUGCAAGGUUCUUCCAGUUGCCAGUCGUAACCUAUGCAUGUUCUCUGCAUGGUAUCAUGGACAAAGGCAUUGGAUGGCGGACCGAACAGAUUGAUUAUCUGAAAUCUAUAGUGCGGGAUCAAAUCUUCAUUGGAAAAUUUGAGCAUCACAGUCUGUGCAAGGAUGUCUAUGAUGUUAUGCUUUUUGGAAAUGACAAUAUGAAUGUGAACAACACUUUUGGCCACAAACAGAAAUGUUUGUCUGUGACAGAGGGGACUUCUGCUGACAAAACUCUUGAGACCCUAAACAAAGUCACAUACCAUCAUAUAAGUGACAGAAAUAAUGUGCCAGUUGGUUCUCUGAACACAAUUGCUUUAACAGGUUGUUCUGAUUCUCUUGAGGAUGUCAUUGUACCCUCUAGAACUGAAGCUAACCAAGGAACCACAGAGCGAUUACAUUCACUGAAAAGUGCUGCUGCACGUUCCCCUAUUCAGAGUGAUUCAUAUAUUGUUUCACCUCCUAAAAUUGAAGUAGGCACCAAGGAGAAGGUACAGAUAACUUGUGUUCAAAGUGUAAAUAAAUUCUAUGGACAUUUUGUACAAAAUACUGAAAUGGUUAAGAAAAUAACCAAAGAAAUCCAACAACUGUGCUGUAGGAGACUGCAAGCAAACUUUUCAGUUUCCCCCAAGAUGAUGUGUCUUGCCAGAUAUACUGAUGGCCAGUGGCACAGAGGACAAAUUGAAUUGACCCAUCCAAAAAUCCUUGUCCACUUUGUAGAUUAUGGUGAUCUGGUGACUUUGGAUAAAUCUGAAAUUGUACCGAUUACUCACAAAUUCGAUCCAAUAAUGUCCAUUCCUAUUCAGGCUGUUCAGUUCAAACUUUUCAAUGUAUUGUUACCAAAGUCAUGUGAACUUAAUGAGUGGUUUAAAAACUAUGUAACUGACUGCAUGUUCAGUGUCAUUGUGAUGAAACAAAAUCCUUCAGGCAAACUGUCAGUGGAGAUGUAUGAUGAAACCAUAAACCUCAAUUCAAAACUGAGAGAGAGAUUAAACAAGACUAACAGAAAAGGGUGCAAUAUCAAGGGAACAGACGAGACUCCGAAGGCGACUUCAGAAGGCAUGGAGACUAGAGGGGUGAGAUAUGGUUUAAGGGCUACAUUACAAGCACAAGAGAAGAUCAGUAGGACCGUUUCGAAACCAGUUGUUCAAUGCACAUUGAAGCAAAAUGGCAGCUACCAUACCAUCAAAGAUCAUUCAAAUGGACACAAUAAAGCUAGGCCUAGGCAACAAGUGGAUGAGCGGCAACAAGGGAUUUGCUGUUAUCCAAAGCUGAUAGAUCUUCCUUCAAGAGCCUUCGAUGCAGGAUAUGUUUCGGACAUAUAUCUUUCACACUGUAACAGUCCAUCAAGUUUCUUUGUACAAUUGACAAGUGAUGAAGAUGCAGUAUUUUCCCUUCUUGAAAAACUUAAUAGUUCUCAGUUAAAUGAGGCUCAAGUUGACCUAAACUCAUUGCAGCCAGGUGAUGUGGUGAAAGCAGAAUAUUCUGCUGAUGGAGCCUGGUAUCGUGCUGUUGUUCAAAGCAAAAGAGAUGGCAUGGUUCAAGUGCAGUUUAUUGACUUUGGGAACGAGGCAACACUUGGACCUCUUAAAAUAAGGCAACUUGGCAAGCAGUUUCUCAACACUCCCAGGCUCAGUAUUCAUUGCUCACUUGAGGACGAUAAGACUGGAGGAAGCAGAGAUUGGACCAAGGAAGAGAUAAUGGCUUUCAAAAAGGCAGCUGGUGAAAAUGGUGAGAAGAAAAUUCUUUGCAAGUUAAUCCGAGAGAAUACAUCAGCUUGGCUGGUCAGUUUAGAAUGCCAGGGUGUUGUUUUGAAAGGACCAUUGUUUAAUGUGAGCAAUGCUCUCAAACCGAGAGCUCAGACUGAAUCACCAAUUUGCUGUACUGAAGAUACCCAUCCGAUAUCAUUCAAGGAACCAGCUGUAACCCAAGGACAAAUUGUAGAAGUGUAUGCUUCAUCUAUUUUUGGGCCAAACCAUUUCUGGUGCCAGUUCAAAAACUCAGCAGAACUUGACAAUAUUUCUCUGAUUGCCCAAGAAAUUGGUAACUCUACUAUGACAAAACCAAUUCAACCAGAUCAGUUAUGUCCAGGUGACCUAUGUCUGGCACGCUUCUCUGACAAGCUGUGGUACCGGGCACAGGUUAUUAAAAAAUGUGCUAAUACGGUCUCUGUUGUUUUCAUAGAUUAUGGAAACGAGUCUGAAAUUGACCCAAACUCUGUUAAGAGCCUGUCCCCUAAACUACUGGAUAGCCUACCUCAAGCAUUUCUUUGUCAGUUAGGGGGAUUCAAAACCACAGAAGGUACUUGGAGCGACGAUGCAGCUGAUACAUUUUUUGAGCUAUUGGUGGAUGACCUUUUAAAAGUGACCAUUCAGAAUAAAGCAAAGUCCUCCAAUAUUCCUCACAUUCCUCAGUACAUCACACUUGUUGAAUGUCAAGGGCUUGUUGUUAAUGAGUUCCUUAAAGAUUAUUGGUCUUACUCCAAGCCUCAGGACUGUAGCCAAGCAACAGCUGACACUACAACAAAACCCACUGCAGGAAAGAACACUUUUGGAGACAAAAAGCUAGUAAUGCACCCUGAAACUGUCAAGACCGAUAUAGUAACCCCCAAGCACACACCAAUGGAUCCUAAACUAUCAGCGCAGGAUUUACCUCAAGCAGCAAAUCUUCCUCCACAUGUCAUAGAACCAGGGGCUGUGUCUGAAGUUUAUAUUUCACAUAUCAAUAGCCUAACAAGUUUUUUUGUGCAAUUGGCAGAGAAUGAGAAUACGUUGUUCUCUCUCAAUGAACGAUUAAAUUUCCCUCAAUCAUCUGAGGAAGAUGUAGUUCAAGCAAGCAGCAUUCAGCAUGGCAGUUUGGUGAAGGCUAUGUUUCCUGACGAUGAGUCCUGGUAUCGUGCUGUUGUGAAGGACAUGCCUGGAAAUGGCAUGGUUAAGGUAGAAUUUAUAGAUUUUGGAAAUGAGGCAACCGUUUCUCCACUUCAAAUUUGCAGACUUGAUGAGUGGCUACUGUCAUACCCAAGGUUCAGCAUUCAUUGCAGCUCCAAUAUGGAUGAUCGAUUCAAAGGACAGGGAUUGGAGGAGAUAUUUCUCUUAAAAAAACUAUUUGGUGAAGCAGGUGAGAACAAACUUUCUUGCAAGUUUAUUAAAGAAGCUAUCACCACUUGGGAAGUUAACAUGUCUCUCAAGGGCAGCACAUCAGACUCCUCACUGAGUGAAAAAUGGGACAAUUUAGACUUCGAGACAUUACACAGCCACUCUCCAAUGCAAAUGCUGUCUCAAGUGGUAGUUUCCACACCUGUGAAAGAUACAUUCCAACUGCUGUUCAAGAGACCAGAGGUGUCUUUGGGACAGACGGUGGAAGCUUUUGCCUCGUGUAUUGUUGGACCUAAUUAUUUUUGGUGUCAGUUUGCAAACUCUGAAAAACUUGACCAAAUCACCAUUAUUGCUGAUGAAUAUGGAAACUCUAGUGAGACCAAGCCAAUACAGAUGGAUCAAUUGGACCUUGGAAGCCCAUGCUUGGCUCGAUUCUCUGACGACCAGAUGUGGUAUCGUGCACGGGUUAUUAAUAAAUGCACAGAUACGAUAUCUGUCCUUUUUGUUGAUUAUGGAAAUGAGUCUGAAAUCAAUGAAAGCUCCGUUAAAACACUGCCCUGUAACCUCCUAGAAAGUCCACCUCAAGCAUUUCUGUGCCGGUUGGAAGGAUUUGGACCCUCAGAGGGUUCGUGGGACGGUACUGCUGCUGAUAACUUGUAUGAGCUUCUAGCAGAUAAACCUCUGAAAGUUACCAUUCAGUGCAUUGACAAUACAGUGGAUGCCAACAGCCCUCCAUAUUAUGUUUCAGUUGAAACCCAGCAAUGUCUUGUGAAUGAGGUUAUGAAAACCUUUUGGGGUGCUUCUGUACAUCAUGAUCCGAUCUCUGCUGAGGUGAUUGACUCUUUUGCAUCAACUUCUGAAGAUCAUCCUGUUUCAGAGGAUAAAUCAAGAAGGGUGAGCCUUGAGAGCUCUACAGAAGAUAAUCAGACUAGUGAACCACAUUGUGUUUCUCAACUUGGAGCUGAUCAACUUGAAGGAUUGUUGGUAAAUGGUGACUUGCAUGGGGUUCCUGAAAACAAAGUGGGUGAUCGGCUUGAUGGAACAGAUGUGAUUCCCUUAACAAAUUCUGAUGAUCCUACACAGAAGAAUUUGCUUUUAGAAAACCACAGCAGUUCUCAUGAAUCCACUGAUGGAGUUGCUGUUGAAUCAGCUGAGCAGAAAUUGCUUCACAUAGAGGAAAAUAGACAAGGCAUGGAAGAUGCUAGAUGUGAAAAAGAAAUCCCCAUGACGAAGAGUGGAAGUGCAUCUUGGGCAGCUAGUUUAGAAAAUCCGGUACUGCCCUUGGUUUGUUCUGAAGACUCAUGUUACCCUACUAAGUGCAUCUUCAAAUGA
Xyrauchen texanus (razorback sucker) is the source of this 5505-nucleotide messenger RNA. Its product is annotated as tudor domain-containing 6-like. The coding region runs from base 1 to 5505 and encodes 1834 amino acids. Lineage: Eukaryota; Metazoa; Chordata; Actinopteri; Cypriniformes; Catostomidae. The transcript is spliced from 3 exons. The record is from RefSeq and is a predicted model, not a curated record.